Molecule: messenger RNA, 788 nt
Organism: Trichoderma virens Gv29-8
Lineage: Eukaryota; Fungi; Ascomycota; Sordariomycetes; Hypocreales; Hypocreaceae
Exons: 2
Source: RefSeq, a predicted model, not a curated record
GCCGAGACUUGAAUAUCCCUAUUUGGAGGACAUUAUCGAUACUGUCCGUGCCUUCCUUCGUGCUCGUGUUUAUAGGCGGGCCGCUUUUCUACUGGCUGCUGUUGCCUCUGGAUAAAUGCGCAGCAACGACGCGUGGAAUUUGGAAGGCGGCAAACUUCACGGUGGCAAUAUUAUCGUCUCCUUUUUACUCUUUAUUUUCCAAACCCCAAUAUUUUGAUUACCAGUAAACAUGAAACUCAGAACUUGAACUUGAAAACCUUCAAUCAUCCGGCCCGUUGUCAGAGCCUUUCCGCUGGAUGCCUGCAAUCAUAUGGCGUCAAAGAAAAGAUGCCAGAUCCCUCCUGUUCAAAGGCCAACAAACCUUCCAAAUCGCCUCAUAACGAUCAAAAACGUUACCAUGAAAAUAAGCAAUAACAAGACGCAAUAACAAGAUAAGGUUGAAAAGCCACCAGGAGAUGGAUGCAUCUUAGAUAAAUGCAUCUUUGAUAUAUGGCCCUGCCCUCGACGUGCAGUGAUGGGCCAGCUCACCAAAUACACGCAAAUUAGUGAUAUCGAUCGACCUGCCGAUCGUAUCACUAUCAUGAAACAAAUCUCCGGAUCUGCAGUAGCUGUGACAUCCCGCGUCACGUUACUGGACGCCUUUUUUAGACGACAACCGAUACGGCAGACAUGACAUCGAACAAGAUGUCUGACUACGACUCUCGGAUGAUGCAUCAUGGCCUUUCACCAUGCAUUUAUCGGUAGUAACCGGUUCGAGGUUCGUGACGACGUCGCGAGCUACCUCUAGG